Messenger RNA from Diaporthe batatas, 1698 nucleotides. RefSeq lists its product as uncharacterized. The transcript has a single exon. Lineage: Eukaryota; Fungi; Ascomycota; Sordariomycetes; Diaporthales; Diaporthaceae. The record is from RefSeq and is a predicted model, not a curated record. Bases 625 to 1698 code for a protein of 357 amino acids.
GUGGGCGAUGAUGACCUGGGUUACACAGCACCAAAAAGAUUCCCCGCCUUGACUAACUUGACUUGCCUAGCUACUUAGACAGCGGAGAGGCCAAGUAAGAUACGCGGGUCUGACAAAAGGCCCUCGCACUACACGUCCUUAGUGCCCAAGUCGCGCCGACUAGAUCCUGACGAUAUGGAUACCCGCCAGUGCCAGGCAGCCGCAAACGAGAAUCCUUAGCCCCGAGUCAGCCUUAUGUCCAUGGGGGGACCCAGGCGUGGCGUCUGGCUGCUGGAGGGGAAGGAAGGCUCGCUUGCAGUGCCGAGGCACGUGAAUCCACACAUGGGCUCAGGGGCCCGCACGACAGCAGCAGCAGUGACACCAACCAACCAACACACAGCACGCGAGCAAAGUCAGCCCAGCCAGUCAGCCCAGUCCAAGGAGACAGGACCAAACGAAACACACAAGUCCUUCUGUCUACUACAUCUGUUGUCUGUCUGCCUGUCUGCCUCUUGUUUUCUUGUCUCUUUCCGCCCCAGCUCGGAGAGAAAUCCGCAGUGGAGCAAAGGGCCUUUCACACCUGUCCCCACCCGCACGAGUUGAAGCCGGCGAAUCGCAUGGCAGGCGUUAUUCCGCAGAACCCCCAUGCCCCGUCCUGGACGAUACUACCGCUCAGCCCCCCCUGUCAGGUACCGGUACGUUCGACUAGAAUACCCACCCCGCCCCCUUGUCAGGACGCAUGUGGCAUUUUUUCUGCCUUUCUUCUUUUUCAGCCUUGCAAAAGGGUACCGUUGGGGCCACGGGAAGGGGGAGGGCCAGGGAGUGGGACGCGCCGGCAAGUUUGGUGGUGCUGGGCCCCACACCGUGGACUGGGAAAUUCACAAGGCCAUGGCGGGGACUGGGGGGGCCCAGGAGGGGGGCGAGGGGCAUGUGAGGGACCGGUUGGUUCGUUGUUGGGUGGGGCAUUACGGAGUCCUGUGGUGCAAGUGGGCUAACGUGCUUUUGGAUUCAUCGUGCCAGUGCGUCUUGGGCGUGCUGGGGGAGGCAAGGCAGGGCAGGGCAGGGCAGGGCAGGGCAGGGAAGGGAAGGGGAGCGUGGCAGAUCAGGGGGACUUGCGUUUGCUGUCAAAGUGGGAGAGCUAGAGGCGCCCCCACAAGGACGAGAGGGACUGACUCGGUGAACGCCCGGGUAAUGGUCCCGUCCGUGGCACCCGUGGGUUUGCAUAUUGAAAGGCAGGAUCCAGUCCGAGAUGAGGAAAUGCACUUGCAGCCAGCCAGCAGCGAAGAAGAGGCACUGGUCCCCACCGCGAAGACAACAAGUGAGUGGCCAGACAGCUGGGCUGGAGGGGCUGCUGGUGACCUCGGGAGGUCUCAUCAUCGUGAUCCCCCUUUACACCUCUCUCUCCCCUUGCCCCCUUUGCAACUGCCCGCUGUUCGGCGUCUUGGCCGUCUGGGACGGGCCUCCGGAAGGCGUCCCUUGGAUAUCUCUCUUGGAUACCAUGCCGGGUACAUACUAUGUACAAUCUUGCCAGCUCGGCAUCAAAAGUGGACACCCGGUCAGCCUCCAGGUGCUGCACCUUUUACAUCAUCGCUCCGCCUGGCAGAUACCUGCGGACCCAAGAAGCAUAUCAUAUUGAAACAGCUUCGAGUGUCGUACCCACUCCACGUAGCACGUAAUACGUGUAUCCAGUGUCUUUGCUCUGCCAGGCGAGCCGGAUGA